UUGGAUUUCUCACCCCCUAAAAUAGCUUUAUUGUUUGUUGACCAGGUUUCCUGCACCAUCUGAGGAAGAUCUAUAUCCAAAUAUUAAUAAUGUCCUUCAAUUGGCUUUCCCGUUGACUCGAGGCAGAAGUAAUCUGUUCUCCUCAGUUGGCUAAUUAAGCUCCUCUCAUAAGAAAAAAUCAAGCUGUUACUACAUCUAAUUUGCUCGGCUUUGUUCUGGUAUCAGUUUCCAACUUCAUUCAAUUUCUUUCUGCUAAACCUGCCCCAGGAAAUUCAUCGAUGGACAAAAUGAUGGACAAAGUGAUGGACAAAAUUGUUGAGAAAGUUGAGAAUUUUGUAGUCCACCACGGAAAUCUUGAAGAAGAUCUGAAUGAGUUGAGAAGCGAAUGGCAGGUUCUAAAGAGGAGAGAAUUUGACGUUAAUUCAAGAAUACAAGUAGAGGUUCAGUCGGGCCAGGUGGUGAAAGAAGAAGUAAAGGGAUGGCUUGAAGAUGUUCAAAAGAUCGAACGAGACAUACGAGAUGUUGAAGAAAGAGUAGGCACAGUUCCAUACUACAAACGUGCCAGUCUUGAUAAAGAUGUGCGUAAAACUAUUAAAGAGGUGAAGAGGAUUCAAGAGAGGCACAUUUUCGGAGGAGGCCUUGGCAUUGGGAGAGCUCCAGCUUGUGGAAUUGUAAUUCCAACAGAAAAUUUAGAGGGUGAAAUUUCUACUAAAGAUGAAAUUUGGGAGCACUUGAUGGGCAAUAAAGUUGGAAUGAUUGGGGUUUGUGGUAUUGGUGGAGUUGGUAAGACUACAAUCAUGAAGCAUGUUAACAAUGAUUUGCUGACAAAGAGUAGAUUUCAGAAAGUGAUUUGGGUUACUGUAUCAUAUCCUCUCAAUGUUUUAGAACUACAAAAGAAGGUUGCACUUGCUAUGGGCAGAACACUUCCAGAAGAUGAAGAAAUGAUGCGGGCUGCAGCACUAAUGGAGAUGAUGGGAAGAGUGAGAUUUGUGCUAAUAUUAGAUGAUGUAUGGGACAAUUUUUCUUUGAGUGAUGUUGGAAUCCCAGAACCAACCCUCCAGAAUGGGUGUAAAGUAGUUAUCACCAGUAGAACAGCUCAAGUAUGCAAUUAUUUGGGUUGUAAGAUUGUUAAAGUGCGGCCUCUUUCAGCAGAGGAGUCUUUAAAUUUAUUCCUCAACAGGGUUGGACACGAUGUUUUACAAGUUGCAGGAUUGGAAGAAAUUUUGAAGCUUAUUGUGGAGGAGUGUGCUGGUUUACCACUAGCAAUUGUUGUAAUAGCAGGGGGCAUGAAGGGAGAAGGUGAACCUAAUAUUGUAGAGUGGAGAAAUGCACUAAAUGAUUUACGCCAACGCGUAAAAAGUGUGAAUGAUAUGGAGGAAGAGAUAUUUAGGCAGUUAAGAUUUAGUUAUGACCGUCUAAGAAAUUUAGAAAUCAAAAAAUGUUUUCUAUAUUGCUCCUUAUUUCGAGAAGAUUAUGAGUUAGUUAGAGAAGGGUUGAUAGAAGGCUGUAUUGAUGAAGGAUUGAUUCAUGAGUUAGAAAAAAGACAAGAUGCUUAUGAUAGGUUUGAUGUUUUUUUAAAUAGGCUUGAAAAGAACUGCUUGUUAGAGAAAACUGUUAAUCACUUUUCUGAUGAAGGUUUUAAGAUGCAUGAUGUGGUGAGAGACAUGGCUAUCAAAAGCAUUGGUCUUGAAGUUGGAUAUAUGAUCAAAGCUGGUAAGAAAUUGACAAAGGUACCAAAUGAGCAUGAGUGGACAAUUGAUCUUAACAAAGUGUCUCUAAUGGACAAUUACAUUUCAGAAAUUCCUGUUGGUUUGACUCCAAAGUGUCCAACCUUGUCAACUUUGAUAUUAUCAGACAAUCCUUUGACAAAGAUUCCAGAAUCCUUUUUUGAAGAUAUGAGUGGACUCAAGGUUCUUGAUCUUUCUAGAACCAAUAUUGAAGCUUUACCUAGUUCCAUCUCUAAGUUGGAGUAUCUCUCUGCACUGCGGUUGAGGGGGUGUGAGGAGUUAAAGUGCUUGCCUGCCUUAGAAAAGCUUGUGGCAUUGAAGAAGUUGGAUCUGAGAUGGGCAGGAAUUGAGGUGGUCCCUCAAGGCAUGGAGAUGUUGGUAAGUCUUGAAUAUCUUGAUUUAGUUUGUAAAGAUUUGAAAGAGAUUCUAACAGGAAUAUUGUCUGAAUUAUCUAAUCUCCAGUAUUUGGCAGCAGCAAAUGAUUGGCAAUCAACUAGUGUAAAGAUAAAUUUAGAAGAGGUUGGUAGGUUGAGAAAGUUGGAGAUUUUAGAAUGUAAUUGUGAUGACAUGAAAGACUUCAAUUAUCUUCUGACUGAGUUUAAAAAUUUCAAGAGUUUUAUUGCUUACAAGCUUCUGGUGGGAAAACAAAGCUAUACUAGCGAUUUUGACGAUCUUAGAUAUAAAUGCAGACUUAUAAUUAGUGAGUGUGACAUUGGAGAAGAAUGUAUAGUGCUUCCACAUAAACUUCAGCAUUUGCGGAUCCAUAAAUGUAAAAACAUCAGAAGCAGCUUAAACAAAGCAGCUUUGUUAGAGAAUGCAACCGAGUUGGGUGUUUGUAUUAUUAGUGAUUGUAAAGAGACAGAGUACGUGGUUGAGUUGGAUUCAUCCUUAUCCUCAUCGUGUAAACCAGUACUUGAUAAGCUUGAAAAUCUGUGUCUUUGGAAUUUGCCUAGGUUGUGGGCACUCGUGAGAGUGGAAGGAGUAGCAACACCGCCACGUGUCUUUUCCAAUCUUAAGACACUUUAUAUAAUUAGAUGUUCAGGAAUGAGGAAGUUGCUUCCACUUGAGCUACUGCAGGCCUUCCAAAACUUAGAGUGGAUUGAAGUUGAUGGUUGUGAACAAAUGGAGGAGAUAAUAGCCUCAUCAAAUUUAAAUGCAUCAUCAUCGGAUAAAUUCACUUUCACUUUUCCCAAGUUAGAGAGUUUGUGGUUGUUGAGGUUACCCCAAUUGAAGAGCAUCUGCAGUGCCAAAGGAGUUAUGGUUUGCGAUUCUAUUGAAGAAAUUAGGAUAUCGAAUUGUCCUGAGUUAAAAAGGAUCCCUGUGCAACUUCCCCUGCUUGAUAAUGGCCAACCAUCUCCUCCUCCUCGUCUCAGAGAAAUCUGGAUGAAGGAAAAGUCAAAAGAAUGGUGGGAAUCAGUAGUGAAGUGGGACCAUCCUAAUGCUAAGAACAUACUCCAACCUUUCGUGAGAUAUUUUUGGUAAGGUGUUGAUUGGUUUAUUCUAAUUUGAAUUUGAUAGUUUAAUUGCUCAAAAUUUCUAUCAUCUCAUCUACAAGGGUAGUCCUUGAGAAAUAUUCAAUUUUGUUCAGAUAACUGUAGACUAGCAAAUGUGUGUAAAUAAUAAGCCACGUGCUACCACAAUAACACGUGGCAGUAAAAGCCUUUCCUCUACAACAGCCAACGAGAAAGUCGAUGUGGGACAGAAGGGAUUCUAGGAGAGAUGAGAUUGAGACGCAUCCACCCUCUGCUCUCAUGUCCCAUAAACUCCAAUUAUGUAAGUUGCGAUUUCGCUAUUCAUAGUUUGAUUUUUUUGAAUUUUAGUGUUUUCGAGUACAAGAUUUCGCUAUUUUAUUCUCUUCCUUGGGUAUUGGACUGAGAUUUCUCAAUAUCUUGCAAACUAGUUUGGUACUGUGGAAUCAUACUUUAUCACUCACUAUGUCUUCAAUUCCUAUAAUUUUUCUUAGGAUCGAUUUGUUGGUCGCCUCUUCUCUCUAGAUUCUGACAUAUUUUAAAGCUCUAAUAUUGCAUGUAGGAUCUUUUAUCAAGCGAAGGCAACUUCUCUCGGAGCAGAAAAGCAAAAGAAAAAUGAGACUCAGCCAGACCCAAUACUCCUUCAUUUGAUUGACAAUAAUCGUCUUUUUUUUUUUUUCAAUUUAUGUGUCUUUUAUCUAUUGGAUGGACUUGGUUUAGUGUGCUGAUUUCACUUGGUAAUUUGUUUUGUGUUGUAAUUAAGUUGUUAAGCAUGUUGUGUUAUGGGAUUUCUACUCUGUUUGACUGAUAGAAUGUGAUUCUUUAUCAAUUUGAAAUGUAAUUUUUGUGAUACCUUUCGUGUUUGAUAUAUUGUUAUAAUUGCAAAUUCCCUUUGCUUGGCUGAGUUGAGCACUGGAGAACGCUCUAGCCGCCCUUCAUCGCCAGCCUUCUUCCACCUUUGCAGUGAACAGAAAAGGGAGAUCCAUCUAGGAAUCAUCACAACAGAAAAGGCAUGGCAUGGGAGGAAAUUACAGCUUUAAAAUAAUUGCUCAGCCCUCAUAAAUUCCAAGUAGAUCCUAAGCUUUGUGAUACAAGUGAUAUUGGGCGGUGAGAUGGAAUCAAUUCUCAACAUCUUGCAAACCAGGGGUAUAUAUAAUACAUCAAUUGAGUACUACUGGGCUCCCUUCAUUAUGGAGUCUAAUUCAUGCCAUGCAACAGAUCAUAC
Rubroshorea leprosula is the source of this 4421-nucleotide messenger RNA. Lineage: Eukaryota; Viridiplantae; Streptophyta; Magnoliopsida; Malvales; Dipterocarpaceae. The record is from the annotation of a GenBank genome assembly.